UUGCCUGCCAUCUUUCGAGGACAAUUUUAAAACAUUACAAAGCUUCUAAACAAGGUCAACAGUUUUCAUCAACUCGUCGUCGACGAAAAUAAUUAAAGAAUUAAUGUAUAGUAUGUCUUAUACCUUCACAAAUGUGCAAAUUGUAAGAUUGUGUUCAAGAUAUAUUCAAAAGUGACAGUGAAAAUGUUCCAUACAUUGUUUUUCGCAAUCACAACGUUACAUGAACAUGGAUGACCUAAAAUGCGAAUACUACGUGAAGAAAAAAAGAUGCUUUGAACUGUCACAAAGAGUGAAAUCACAAGAAACAACAAUGUUCCAUGCCAGCAACAUCGAAAAUAUAAGUCACAGACGUAGAUUCGCGUAACAAUCGGUUCAUUGCUCUAGCACAAAAAGUGAAAAUGUGAUGUGUCAAACUGAUUGUUUACCUCGCGACGGACAGGUGAGCGGUUUAUAGAAGUGGUCGGUGAGGGCUGCGGGCGGCGCUGGCAUGUCGUCGCCUGGGGCGGAGGGCGCGGGCGGGGGCGGGGAGCGCGCGCUGCGGCUGUCCGUGCGCAAGGACCUGUUCCCCCAGGAGAGCCAGGCGAGCUCGGCCGCGGGCGACUCCGCCAGCGAGCCCGACCUGGACGACGUCUCCUGCGUCAAGCUCGAGACCGACUUCGAGCAGAGCAUCGACGAGAUCGCCAAGCAGAAGGUCCAGGCUUCCAAUGGCGCCCUGCCCUCCACCUGGAACCGCCACCGGAAGCACAAGCAGUCCUCACGGCGCAGCAAGCCCUUGCCUGCCGUCAACGGCUCUCCUCCAAAAAAAAGUAAAAAGAGAAAGAGUUCUAGUAGUGAAUGGAAACCUCACAGGACUAGUUCACAUAGUGUAGUGCCAUCAAAAGUGAAAGGUGGGAAAAACUUAAAUUUAGUGAGCAGUAGUGAGUGUCAGGAGAGUGAGGAGGAGGCGGUGGAGGAGGAACUGGAGGAUGAGGACAGCUCCGAGGAUGAAGUGCUAAACAAGUGCAUUUUAAAGUUACCUUUAAUCAGUGCUCCGCGUCAAAGUGGUAAACCUUACAGUCAUGAACUUAGUCAAUUAAAAACUAAAAAAAGUAAAUCAAAAGACUCUAAUAAAGAGCGAAGGACUCGUGCCCAUGCUGUGACACCAUGUAGUGGUAAACCUCGCUCCAUGCUAGACAUUUGCAGUUCUAAAAGUAAAAAGAAGUCUAAAAAGUCUGAAUCAAAACCAACUUAUCAUAGCCAGAUUGUUGGAGGAACUAUGAAAAUUAAAAUUAAGAGAACAAGUAUUCAUGAAGUGGUAACAAACAACACAUCAUUGCCGGUACAAUUCCCGCCAGCGCCGCUCUCAAUAGCUGACAUUGGACAGAGGAAGUCUAAGAAGAAGCGAGCGGCGUCGCCAGUGGCCAGCGAGAGCUCCGGAGAAGAAUACAACCCUUCCAAGGGGGAUACGGCAGCCGCUAUUACCGUGGCGGCGCCCAAGCCGAGGCAUCCGCCGCCUAAAGCCAAGAGGACUAGGAAUAGGGGUAAAAGUGAAAAGACUGAACGAAGUAAGGUGCAGAGCGCGAGUGCGGCGGCGCCACAGGACUCCGGCCCGCAGAGCCCGUGGGCCACGAUGCCCGAGGAAGUGCUCACGUUAAUAUUCGACCACGUCGUCAACAUGCAAGGCACCCUGCCGGCCGUCAUCAGGCUCGGCAGAGUGUGCAAGCUGUGGCACUCGGUGAGCUGCAAGCCGCAGCUGUGGCGCAACGUGGACCUGGCGCAGUACACCAGCGAGAAGUGCAAGACCGACUUCAAGCUCGUGUGGCUGCUCGAGAACAGACUGUCGAGGUGUCACACGCUCAAUAUAUCCCACUGGAAGGUGGUGAACGUGAGCUGGGUGCUGGCGUGCCUGGCGGAGUACGCGCCCGGGCUGCGCGAGCUGAGCGUGGCGGGCUGGAGCCGCCUCGCCGCGGAGCAGCUGCACGAGCUGCUGGCCGCCCUGCCGCGCCUGCGCCGCCUCGACCUCUCGCACACUUCAGAAACCGGCGGGUCCGGCACCUGUCUCUCGGCGCAGUCGAUAGCGCGACUGGUCGAGAGCUUCGGCGAACGACUCACGCACCUCACCAUGGCGCACAACAAGUUCAGCGCGCUGCAGCAGAUACUCACCUCUAUUGCGUCACACUGCCCAAACCUAGAAGUGCUGGACAUAUCAGGCGCGCGGGCGACGUCGCACCCCGGGGCAGUCCCACUGGAAGCGCUACAGAAGGGGUGUCCCAAGCUUAGAGUGUUCCGAGCGGCUUCCGCGCAGCUGAUACUGGUGCAUGCUACCACUUCGCAACAGAUGGAAAUAACCGGGUGGGAGCACCUAGAAGAGCUAUCCAUAGCGGCGGAGGCGGCGACCGAGCGAGUAGCCGUCGGCGAGUACAAGCUCGGCGACGAAGCUCUCUCGCGAUUGGUCCGCGGCGCCACGCGGCUGCGCCUAUUGGACCUUAGGAACCUGCAGCAGCUAACUGAUUCGGGAUUAGUCAGGGUGCCGGCGUGGGAUCUGCAGCAUUUGUUUUUGGGAGGCUGCAACAUCCUGCGUCAAAAGAGCGCGUGCCUAGAACUCAUCUGCGAGAAGUGGUCCCACAGCCUCAUAGAGCUGGACCUGUCGUGGGCGAGCUGCGCGCGCGUGCUGGACGACGCCGUGGCCGCGCUGGCCGACACCGCGCAGAGCCGCCUCAGGAUCCUCAACUUGUGCGGCUCGGCAGUGUCUCUGGAACCCAUCAAGAAGGUUCUCCUGAAAUGUCCGCACAUAGAGUCGUUGAACCUGAGCUCGUGCCGCGCGCUGCCCCGCGGCAUGAAGCGGCUCUACGCGGGCAAGGAGCUGCAGGACCUCAAGGACAGCUUCGACCCGGAAAAACUUAAAAAAGCCAAAGAAGAAAAAGAAAAAUCAGAAAAGAAAACCGAAAAAACAGAGCCCGAUUCCAAAACAGAAUCCGCACCCGAAGACUCCCCGAAAAACAGUGAUAGUUCCAGUACCAAAGCAAUUAAAGUGGAGGACAAAUCGACGUCCUCGAUAUUCCAGGAACCGAGGACUCCGGCGGAGUCUGAUCUGGCGAAGAACAACUCCACGAGCAAGACCUCGCCCGACUGCAAGUCCGUCGAGUCGAUUGCCAGCAAGGACUCCAACCUAACAUCUCCAUCAGAAACUAAACUCGCAAGUCCUAUAAUACAAUCUAAACCAGACUCGUCAUCCACACCGCGCUCGGAGACGUCCAAGACGGACGUGGGCAGCCCGCACUACAGCCCCGUGGCGCGCCCGGACAGCCGCCUGCGCGCCAGCCCCGACGCGCCGCCCGCCGCCGCCUGCUGGGGGCUCGGACAGUUCAAGACCACCCCCACGCACAAGUCCGAGGCGAGCCCCCUCAACAGAGUAGAGAGCCAUGGGAAACUAAAAUACAAAAACCAAAUCGAACAAUGCAGCCCGACCACGUCACAAGAGAACAAGCUCAGCCCCGAAAACAUGCCGAGCAUCAAACAAGACAACAUGAAGACGCCGAACAGCUGGAACUACGGCAGCUACAGCCCCAUGCCGCGCGAGAGCCAGUUCUCGCAGCGCAGCCCCUACUCCACGCAGCCGAGCCCCGCGCAGCCCAGCCCGUACUCGGCCCAGCCCAGCCCCUACUCCACGCAGCCCAGCCCCUACUCGUCCCAGCCCAGCCCCUACUCCGCGCAGCCCAGCCCCGACACCAGCCAGAUCGUGAAGCAGGACGUGCAGAAGUCGAGCGGCGCGUGGAGCUCCGGCAACUACAGCCCGCUCACCAAGCAGCCGGCGCCCUACUCCCCGCACCCCGCGCCCUACUCCCCGCACCCCGCCAGCCUCGCCAGCCCCGGCCCGCAGUACCGCGCGCCGCCGCGCCCCGCGCCGCCCGCCGACGACGUGGCCGCGUGGGGCAUCGACAAGUUCCUCAGCAGCAACGCGGCCGCCGCCAUCGAGUCGCUCAUCUUCGGCUCCCCGCCGCUGCAGCACGCGCCGCCGCCGCCCGCCGACGACCCCUGGAGCCUGGGCCAGUACCGCGUGGAGCCGCCGCACGCCCCGCACAUGCACAACCCCUUCCUCGACCCCGCCUCGCUCAGCUUCGACUCGCUGAGCGCGCACAUCGGCCACCAGGGACACAUACAGAACUUCAUCGACGACAACUACAACGAGACGUCGCGCGUGGACUGACGCCCCGCGCCGCGCCCCGGCCCGAGACUGACUUACCGAGGACGACACUUCGAUAAACUUUAUAAGUUGUUACGAGUUGUUGUGCAAAGCGUCUGUUAGUGAACAGUUCACGUUUGGAGCUCACUGCAAUAUGAUAUAGAUGGGUAAGUACACCGAGUGACCUUACAGCGUGUGCUGGCCGAGUGCCGGAGCCGCGUCGUCCGCACUAACGGACGCUGCUGUUAGAUCGUGUAAUUUAUAAGAUAGGAUGAACAAUUCCCGUAUAGAGGUUGUAAAUAAGUUAGCCGUAAAUAUUUUUAAGAGUAAAUGAUGCUAGGAAUACUUUCAAAUUAUGUUGCAGCCUAUAAUCUGUUAGGAAGAUUAUGAAAAUUAUUAUAAGUAUAAGCUUUAGAUAAAUUUCCCUCAAAUUAGUGUUAAUUAUAAUCGCCUACAGAUUUUAUAUAAAGUUUGGAUGCCAAAACCAAUUAAUGUCAAGUCGCUGCCAAAAUUUGUUUUAAUUCACAUUAUUUCAAGAUUUUAGUAAAAAACAGUCGAACAUGGUAACUUGUAGUUUUCGUUGGAAUCGACACUAUUCUGGGCCAAGUACAGCACGCGAUCUUAAGCUUAAGUGCCACUGGUAGAAGUUCUAUCGUGUUAGUAGUUAACAGCGUUUUAUUAAUUGUAUGGAUCUGACUAGCAAAGUUUAUAAUUGAAAUAUAUAUAGAUAUUUUGUUUCCAUACUAUCAGAGAUAAGAAAACAUUCCUUCUAUCGUUGGUUUCAGAUUUAGCUCUAAUGAACUGUUGAUAACUUACUUCCGACUUGUUAUUGCAUUGAAAUAGUUUCAAUUUAAAACUACAAAUAGUCUUCGAUGCUAAG
This is a messenger RNA of Plutella xylostella (diamondback moth), 5042 nucleotides long. It is a transcript of the gene Fbl6, whose product is annotated as F-box and leucine-rich repeat protein 6. Gene Ontology annotation, molecular function: protein binding. The record is from RefSeq and is a predicted model, not a curated record. Lineage: Eukaryota; Metazoa; Arthropoda; Insecta; Lepidoptera; Plutellidae.